Messenger RNA from Entrophospora candida, 165 nucleotides. Lineage: Eukaryota; Fungi; Glomeromycota; Glomeromycetes; Entrophosporales; Entrophosporaceae. The record is from the annotation of a GenBank genome assembly.
CAACAAUUAAUCAGUAAAAGUAAUAGUUCUUCAUUUAUCAAAGAAAUCGAUAGUUUUGUUAACCGAAAAAAAGAAGUUGGCAGAGAAAAUCAAGCACAAGCUAAAAAACUAACAGGAAAAAAAAACGGAAGAUUAUUAUUAUUGGGUGUCAUGGAAAGCAGAAAG